Messenger RNA from Paramuricea clavata, 3667 nucleotides. NCBI's taxonomy places the organism in Eukaryota, Metazoa, Cnidaria, Anthozoa, Malacalcyonacea, Plexauridae. The record is from the annotation of a GenBank genome assembly.
CUAAAGCUUUUAAAUUUCCCUGGUUUACAAAAUUUGAGUUCGAGUAUUUUUUCUUUAUCAUCUACAUUAUGGACACUCAAGAAAGCUAUAUACAGUAUAACAAACUUGAUACCACAAGCUGUUUUGCGAAAUUGAGAGCAAUUUCAAAUCUGUUCAGCCUUUAUAGUCAAAUGACGUAGCUACUAUCCGGAAGGGUGUAUUAACAUAUGCGAAAGAAACAAAAGCCUGAAAUCCAAAUAGCCAAGUUGACUGGUUAUGUCUGAGAGCCAGGAAGCCUCAAUUGCACGUACUGUUACAGAAUUGAAAAUGUUAUUAAUAAACUGCAAUGUUUAACAUCUCAAACCAAAGUAAUAUCUAUAAAACCGAUUCUCCAGCCCACAUGAAGUUAACUUGCGAUCAGGCCUUUAUAAUAUGAAGUAUUCAAAAACUCUGACUUAAUAAACUUGUCGGAUGAUGUGCUGGAUGUUCUAUUCUCAUGAUCAGAAGAAUAUAUAUAGGCAUCUGUGAGUGGGCAAAAUUUCAUACGCUAUCACAUAGGUGUUGCUCGUACAUUAAGUGAUGAAACGAUCGAGUGGAACAUUUAACUGCUUUCAACGUUGUUUUCAAUCUUCUAGUUUUAAACUAGAGAGUAGAGUACUACUUCAAAAAUAGAGCGUGACGUUUUGGCAAGCUUAAGAAAGGAACGUGUGUUCAAGAGCUCUCGACAAGAUGCUCCCAAUUAGAAUUUAUAAUGUUGAUCUUGAACCAACACAAGUCUUUGUUGUUGAGUGACAGUAACUGUUUAGGCAAAGCUAAUGCAUUCAUCACACAUCGACGUACAGACAUCAUAAGACAGUCCCACUGUAUUUGAUAUUGUGUGGUUGUUUGGUUUAGUUGUUUCAUCACAGGUAUAUAAUAAUACAACUAUAUCUGUUGCAAACUGUAUCGACAUAUAUCCACAUACUGGUAUGCUGGGUCUUGAAUUUUUUCUCAUCCAUAACAUGGUCGCUUUACGUUCCUCUGGGUAAUUUAUACGGAAUGGAGGGAAUUCAGUUUAGUUGGGCAACAUAAUAAAGCUUGGGAGACAGUCUAUUUGAAAAGAAACAUAAUUGAGCCGUCAAAAUGAAUGCUCCCAGCUGGAGUGCAUGAAACCGGACACCAGACAACAUUUAAUGCUGUUUAUUUUGUAGCUAUACAACAAGAUAUAGCGUCUUAGUUAUUUCAAUAUUAUACAGUUGUGUGUGAAUUGUAUUCAAGUCAUAGAGAACAAUGCCUCAGCCAAAUGGAGUUACGAGCACAGUGACAUCAAUAAAAUGGAGAAAGGAAUACAAACAUUACCGUUCUUCGCGUUGCCGACUGUAUUUAUGUAUGAUUUUAUUCAUGGUGUUCAUUGCGUUAUCAGUGGUAUGCGCUACGUUUCUGUUCAGGAAUUCAUUUUAUUUUCAUCCAAAGGACUAUGAAUUGAACAGCGGAGAAAUGCGUGUCGUUAAAGUAUCAACUUUGUUUUGCGAAAGUAUUGUGAUGAAACCAGCGAGUUUCGAACGACAGAUUAUAGUUAUUUCGCCUCCGUUAGCACGACGCGCGGCCCAAAAUAAAUUCAUGUCUAACGAUAUAGUGCUACUACGUCGAGAUCGUCCUUGGUAUAGGUCCUUUUAUCUUCUAAAAGGUUCAAUAGUAAGCGUGCAUGUUGCAAGCCGCCAUUCCAUCAAUGUUUAUUGGCUAAAAGGACGCAAGAUCCUAGAUAAAUGGGCCGAUGAAAUGAGUAACGAUUUGAAAGAAUCGUCAAAGCAGAACUCUGACAAAUUCACUGGCACACGUAUGGCCGAGACGUUUACUGUAAAUGAGGAUAAUAACUAUUAUUUGGGAAUUACAUCGAUCGCUGGCAAUACUAAAUACUCGGAGAUAUUUGUGAAUACGAGUAUUAACCGUAUAACAUACUAUGCGAGUUCACAUGUGACAUCUUGUAAUGCAAGCGUUGGCCAGUCAUGUCAGGUGAAGUUGCGUUUUAAUUCACCAGAUACCGCUGUGAUAAUGCUACCAAACAAUUUGACUGCGUUGCGAACGCACGAUGUCUGGGUGACUUGGUACUGUCAGCCAAGAAUUUGGUUCUAUUCUGCCGUGUUUGCUGGUGGUUUUAUUCUCGUUGUCAUGGUCCUGACCUUUGUGUAUUGUUGUAUAAUGUCGAGAGUAAAGAAAAAGAUUCGCGAAUGGAAACCGCAUGUUACCGCGGUACGAAGAGAGAAUAGCCAUAGAGAAAACGGGGGAGUGACAUUGACAUCAAUCAACAUUCGAGGAAGUAUUUUGGAUGAUAACUGUGAAAAUGUAUUAGAACUAACUCCACUGAGAUUAACCCCAGCUCGAGACACCUGUCAGGAAAAUAAUAAACCUGAUAUGCCAAGCCAUAGCACUCCAAACGGUUUGAACAGUGUUGACGGUGCUAAUAAUAAUAUUCCUAGUAUUAGCACAGCGCUGACAUCAUUCAACGACGCGAAUUAUGUAGAUUCUGCGACUGACCCGCGAGAAACUGCGGCCGCGUUAUGGCGAACGCCAUCUCCUGUGCGCUGGUCGACUUUCUUGAGCGACGACGAUUACGAGGAAUGUGUAACAAAUUUCCGCGAAUCACCAAUCAACACUCUGGACUCAAUCAAGAAAGCGUCGGAGGAUGACAAUUUUGAAUCUGAUCUCAUGGAUCGUUUCCAAAAUUUACACACCGAGUUUGACGGGCCUAUAGAGACGGACAUUGAUAAUGCCGAAUCUGAAACGUGUCCUUUCUUGGCCGAGGAAAACCCAGAUUCAGAUUUAGUAUUGAGACAAAAAGACAAACGGAAAGAACAAAGAUGGGAGCCAAGACUAUCUGUAGUGUCUGAAAUAUAGUCUAUAAAGCUCUACGCCAUAUUUUCAAUGACAAUACAGUAUACAAAAACUGUCUGUACCAGUGUGGGUUGUACCAAUGUGAAAAUGCUGUGCUGAAUGGUUAUCAAUUACUACCUUAAAAAACAAUUCGCUCGAAACGUCGAGUUUCUGCUUGUUUUUUAAGGUAGUAAUAUAACCACUCAGCACAGCAUUUAUACAGUAUACAGUAUACAUCAGUGGCCUUGGCUUGGGGAUUCAUACCACUGUCCAAAGUGCUGAUUUUGUAGUAUGUUAUUUAAAGUUUGAUAUUUAACUGUUUAUUGACUAGAGGACUUCUACAGUAAAGCCCUAGCUUAAUUCUUCUAUAACAUAAGUUUAGAGUAAUCACGGACACGGAAAAAAUUGCAUCACAAAUUGUCCGUGUAGCAAAAAUGUUGGAAUAUUUUUAAGUGCAUGUCAGUGUGGAAUUUGGCGUAUGGGGAAAAGAAUGCGAUGUUUUGAUGUAUUUGACUUUAUUAUUCUUCAAUAGUGUAAACAAUUCUAAAAGAAUAAAUUAAAUGUUUACGAAAUCAAAGGUCACAAAAAGGCAUGAUGGAAAACGCCGGUACCGGGUAUCAAAAAUAAAAAAAAAUAGAUUAUAUGAAAAAUAAAUAUUUUGUACAAAGAAUUCCGAAAUAUCAAUAAAACGAAAACAACCACCGCCAAAUCUAGUCAAAACUCUCUUCUGCUCACCUUUUUUUGACAUUUCACUGAGAUGAUUGACUUAAGCAGAGCACAACGAACAAUUCGUUGUCUCGAGCGGGUUCGGACUGCUCGCGCCUUUGGGUUUCUAUCU